AUGUCUGCCUCGCGGUACCCCGACAAUGGCAGAUACCCACGCGACAGAUCUCCACCCUACCGGGAUCGAAGACCAUCCGCCUUUGGAGGCGGCGGAGGAUACCCCCCAAGAGGUAAUGAAACCUUUCGCCCAAAUGCAGAGCCAGCCAGCUUCCCACGCGAAAUCCCCAAAGGCCCCAAAUCACUGGCCGAUGCGCCACGUGGUCCACCAGCUGGGCCACCCUCAGGCGCAUCCCCAGCUCCACGUGAUGAAAGAGCCCGAGGUUUCGCUGGACGCGGUGAGGCAACUCCACUGCGAACCGCGCCUCCACUUAGCAGCGGGCCCGGAUUCUCACACAACUCUCAAAACUCGUGGAGAGCAGACCGCGACCGAGAUCGCGACUUUGAUCGGCGUGAGAGAAGACCAACUCCACCCCGCCGGUCGCCCAUUCGAGAUUCUAGGGAUCUGCGCGACCAGAGAGACUUUGCACCGCGUGACCUGGAUGUCAACCGCGCUCGACGCAAUUCACGAGACGGCCCUCUCUCGGCAGGUUCAACGUAUUCGGACCCCCCUCCUCUUGGUACAGCAUCAUCCUACCGUGGUGGAGGCAUAGGCCGAGGCCGAGGUGGGUUUGCAGGACGCGGUAGGAAUUUCCAUGGUGAUGAUCGGGACCGACAUCACGAUCCACGUGACCGGAUACCAGAACGUACAUCGUAUCGCCCCAGAAGCCGGACUCCUCCUAGACGCCAAGAACGGGAUAUUCGAGAAGAACGCGACUUUGACCGAAGAGACCGUGAUGACCGGAGGUUUCCCCGAGAGUAUGAUUCUUACAUUGGUCCUGCAGGUACUGCAAAACCCGGAUUGCGCGCACUAGACACCCACCGUGGACCAGGUUCUUCCGACCUAAGGCAUCUUCCAGGCACACCUACAGGACCAACGCCUCACUCUUCUCAUCAUGCAUCUCCGUCUGAUAGGUUGGGCUCGCAGGGAGAUUCAUAUCCAAGACGGCCUUCUCUUGCCAUUGAUCCGCUCUCUGCCAAGGAUGUCCGUCGGGAACCUGGUAAGGACGAGGCCCUGUUAGCCAGCCGUGCAGAAGCAUCGAGGGAACGAUAUGCUCCGCGAGCAUCGUCACCUCCCGCUUCGAUCCCGGCAUUUGGUGGGUCUAAUGUGUGGAGAGCACCCGUCACUGAUAUCAAACCAAGCACUGCUCCAGUACCACCGCCCAAACCUGCCCAACCUGCUCCAGCACCCUCCGCGGCUCCUCCAACUCCUUCAGUUCCCAUAACCCCUGCUGUUUCAUCUGGACCUGCUGCUUCGACUGCGCCUGUUGUUCCCACAACGCCCGCAAAAACACCCACAGUUCCUACUGCUCCCAAAUCCGCUAUCCCCUCUGGCCUUGCCACCGCCCCGCCUACUGGGCCCAAGGCCGAUCGUGCACCGGAUCGCCCUCCGCUUAAUGAUGCACCCAAUCUAGAGAGCAGGCCUGGCCCUCCACCUCCUCCACUUCCGCCUCCCCAGCGGAUGGAGCCACCCGCUAUUCCGCCUGCCACUGUUGCAUCCCAUGCCAAUGACGCACUCAGCUCGGACACCGUAGCUGUCAAGGGUCCUGUAACGCCACAAAUGCCUACGCCACCCAAAGGUCCUUCGAACAUACCAUCUGCUCCUCCAACAGCACCAACGGCCCCAUCAAACACGGCAAAAUCUCCGCCCCAGGGCCCAGCCCCGAGGCCACGCGCGCCGCCAACCGCUCCCCAAGCUGCCCUGAGAGCCAAUGUUUCGCCCUCAUUCUCGAGAGCCACCCUUCCACCAUACGCCCCUCGGGAUGCAUCUCCCAACGCUGCUCCUUCCACAUUUGGACCCCGCGUUGGUAGCGGAAGUGGGCCUGUAAUGAGUACUUCUCCCAAGAGCCUCCCAGCGAAUAUCCCGACUGGUCCAAAAGCCGACAGAACACCAAUGGCUCCUCGGCCGCCUCCACCAUACAAUCAAGCUGAUAGAUCUGGGUUCCCGCUGGCCAGGGGCCCUUUGAGCGGAGGUCCGAAGAGCAUGCAGUGGGUGCGGCCUGGGUUCACAUCGAGCCGGCCAUCGAUUCCAACCAAGCGCGAGUUUCCCACAGAAGAUCGUGAGCGAUCGUUUGGAAAUGCUCCUAAAGCACCGAGGCUUGAAAACAGUGUUUCCGCUACGCAACCACAGCGGACGUCACAGGCAAAAUCAGUGUCACCUUCGUUUUCUAGAGUGUCGACUGAUGCCGAACGGCCUAGAGAACGAGCCUUGUCAGCAGAACGGCCAGUCAUGCCUUCGCCUAAACCCACACCGAUCGAAACCAGACGCUAUUCCGAUGUCGUCAUGGCAGAGGCGUCGCCUCAAAUGGCCAAGCCGCCAAUGUCUGCUGCAUCAUCCGCGCCGGAAGCUCUGCAAGACUCUGACGACGAUUUGGAUCUAGACGAAGAGGACUUUGCUGAGUCGGAAGCGAAAUACAACCGAGAGCGGGCUCGUUUGGAGGCCAAGCGUGUGGAUUUGAGUGCUUCACACUUGCGCGCCCUGACGCCUUUGCAAGAAAUUGCUUUGCUAUCUUGCCUAACUGUCGAUCAUCUUCCACAGGCACGGCCUGAACUGGCAUCUGCAGAAGAGAUGGGUACACCUUUGCCUCAAGAAGAAUCGGUUUCAUUGUCUGCCAAGACAGUGCCUGACAUGCUGUCAGCUCCUCAGCCGCCACCAGACAGUACUACAGCAGAUCUACCAACGCCUAGGGCUGAAGACUCUGAAGACGUCGAAAUGGAAGACAAGGAAGAGGUUGAAGAAAGAUCAACAGCACCUGCUACUAUGGCACUACGCCUUCGCCGGGAGACUUCUGCUGAUCAAGAGACUCUUCCUGACUUGAGUUCGCUACCCUACCUUGGUUCUGGCCCUCCCACACCUUUAUCCGACAUUGGACAAGAUCAUCCCGCCUUACCAGAAUCUGUCAUGGAUGUUAUUCGGAGCAAAUUACGCAAGAGCAUCGAGCCAGAAACGAGCAUUGAUCAGACCCUUCGACGAUAUGCUGCUGUAUACAAAGAGUGGCGACUGCAUAUUCGACCAUGGGACGAGGAGCGCGAGCAGGACGAAAAUGAUAGGCAACCGUCUGCGGAGCCGUUGCUAAAAGCUGUCACUCCUGAUGCGCAAAACGCUGCCAUGACCGGAAUACUUGACGGAUCUCUAGCACCUACAGGCCGAAGAAACCAUGCGAGCCGGUGGGCUACUGAGCUGGAUCUCGAGGCUGUUAUCAAGGAGUCUUUGAAGACCGCCGAGGAAGAGAAGCUCGGAAAAAGAGACAAGGAACCGAGAAAGGCUAUGGCUGACCCUGAAAAAGAAGCAGACGUACCCCUGGAAUUGACCGAGGCUGAGGCCCAAAGGCGCAGAUUCAUUGAUUACAACUUCCAACGCGAACCCGGCCAAGGCAUCUUUGUGUUCCACUACGAGCCACCAGAGGAUGACUUCACACCUGAAGAGCAUCGAGUCAUGGUAUACAACUACAAGGACCAAUAUGCCAAGAAAUGGGGCAAGCUGGCUGAGGUCUUGUACAAGGAAGUUGGAACUGAGCGCACCUACAAAGACUGUAUCAACCACUACUAUGCGACCAAGUGGGGCAGAGAGUACAAAGGCAAAUUGCGGAAACCGCGUGUGUCUAGAAAACGUGGUGGAGGUGUCAGCCGGGGCCGUAGUGCUAUUGCCAACAUGGAUCGAACUGAAGUGCAAGGCGAGGAUGGACAACCCUUGCCUGUCACUGAAACUGGCCGCCCCAGACGCUCUGCUGCACCAACAUUUGGUCCCACAGAGACAGAUUUUGAUCCAACUUCCGGAAAUGUCACUCCAGCCCGGGCCCGCAGGCAGACUGACACGGACGGCUCGCAAGAGAAGGCUGGAAGGCGAGGAAAGCCCUCAAAGGAAAAGCUUGGUCGCAAGCCAAAGAACCCGCCACUCGCUGCAGCCCCCGUGGGCUCUGUUGUCAAAACCGAUCGGAAAGAAAAGGCUUUCGGUGUCAAGAUGGAGGAUGAUGCGAAUAAACGACCGUUGGACGAGAUGCCCGUGCCCAUGCACGUUGUACCCAUGGAGGAGCAGGUAGUCAUGUCCAGUGAUUUGCAGCAACUCCCUGGUAUGCCGGGCAGCCUUAUGGAGCGUCCCAAGACUCAGCCUGGUGCAAGACCUGGGCCAUCAAGCUAUUGGUCGGUUUCAGAGUUACAGGACUUCGAUAAGAACGUUGCACACUUUGGCACGGACUGGAUUGCAAUCGCGAACCAUAUGGGCACCAAGACGCACACUAUGAUAAAGAACCAAUACCUCCGCCUUGUUGAAAGCGGCAAACUGGACUUGGAACAAGUCGCAAAAGAGGCAGAUGCACGAAGGGAACGCGGCGAAGAUCUUGGCCCACCACCUACGCCAACUCCGGCACCCAAGAGACGAUAUGAGAGUACACAAGCGGCGCCAGUUCGCCCCAUUGCGCCUACGCCUGAACACGCUUCUCCGCCUCCGAACGCGCUUGCGCUACCCAAGGCAUCCCCACCGCAUCCUAAUCCCUCUUCGAGGUUUCCCAGUAUUGCCCAAGGGCCCAUGCAGAGCAAGCCACUGGUACCUAAUUCGGGAUUCCCUGCCCUACAGGAGACUAGCCUUGUGUCUCAACAGCAGCAGCAGCAGCAACAACAACAACAACAACAGCAGCAGCAGCAGCAGGCACAGCACCACCAUCACCACCAGCAUUCCAUGUCACAACAAAAGGCACAAUUGCAGGGGCCCCGAGCAGGGUAUUUCUCAGAUGACCUGCCGCCGCGUUUUGAGAGCCGGCCACCUUCGCAACCAUCAGGUAACCAGCAGUCACAUCGACCGUUACAGCAGCAUGUCACUCCUCAGCCACGUGUUCAAGAGCAUCACUCUCCUGUCUAUCGCGGCCUUCAUUAUCAGGAACGAGACGCUGUUGGCAGAUCUGAGCACCCACAAGAACAAGAGAUUCAACGCAGGAUCCAUGAGCAACAUGUUCGCCGGAUAUCCACAGAGGUGCCACAGCACAGGUCUUUUGCUUCCAGCGGCGCACCGCCAAUUAUGGGGCCAGUACGUUCAGGCUCGGUCUUGAGAUCCCCGGAACACCGUCCCUUGCCAUACUCGCACUCCCGGCAUCCAUCGCAGGUCCAAUCGCUCAACCAAACCACUGCCGAAGUAUUCUCUCCAGGAUCCAACACCAGUCACAUUGGGCAACAACUGCCGCCUCGCUCGACAAUCCUUACGCCACCUGUUAAAGAAGAGCCUAGGAACAUGACACCUUCUGCAAUGCCUCCAGCUCAGCCUCAACCAAUGCUCCAUUCGCAACUGCAGCACCCGCAGCGCAAUCAACCACCUAUGCACAAUACUCCACCACCCGUUGCACACAAACCCGCUCCUGAACCGCGCAAGUCGAAUCUCAUGUCUCUGCUAAACGACACCGAUCCAGAAGAGCCUAGACGUAAGAAGCCGAGCGAGCAAGGUCCGCCAUCGCACAGCUCUACCCCUCAACAGUCAGCGCCAGUCGCUCCUCCUCCCCCGACAACCCAGAGCUAUUCAUCAUCGUCAAGGCGCCCACUAUACGAAGACCCAAUUGCUGUGCAGCCUCCUUACAGCCGUUCAUCGUAUUCUCAACAAUCCUCGCUUCCCGCCGCAGCAUCGAGCAGACCCAUCGAUCUUCCAGAUGAUAAGCCGUCAGCAGGUAGGCCAAGCUUGCGUGAAAGCUGGUCAACUCGACAAUCGUAUCACCCAGGGAUGAGCCAGACUCCGCAGCUAACUUCUAUCCCGUCCUCGCAGUCUGGGCUGGCUCAAGCACCUCCUGCUAACGAGAGAAUGUUCAAUCAUCGGUCCGUCUUCGCUCAGCACAACACUCCGCGUCAAAAUGCAACCCCGCCUCCUCUUGCUGGAUACAGCAGUUCGUCAAAUCCGCAUUCGCGCGCUUCAAGUAUAAGCGGACCGCCAGGAUCAAUGUCCCGACAUGCUAUGCCUGGUACAAGUGCAGCGCAGCAUGUGCAGGCAAUGAACACGUCUGCGCAGUCUGCGCAAAUUCUGCAGCCCAACCCAUACGCUCAGGUGGAUCCACCAGGCAAUGGCGGACCCCCGUCUGGCCCAAUGGGUAUGCGUCCCAGCCCACGUCUGCAGGCAAAUCACGCUGUGCAGCAGAGAGAGCCAGCUGGACGCAACGAGCAUUCGCAGGCUUCGAAUGCAAACAUGUCGUAUUCCAACCCACAAACACCGAAUGAGCAUCAUGGACAACAUCCUUUCCAGGGUUUAAACAGAUUGACAGAACCGUAUCGCCCUCGCGAUCCUCGGGACGCUCACGAAAUAGACCAUCGACAACUAUCAGAUCGCGACACUAGCCAUGAGCUCUCUCAAAGAGCUGAUUACUUGCGCGAACAACAUUCCAGCUCCGCAAUGCGUUCGACAGGCCCGCCAAUGCAUGAAGAUUUGCGCUAUCAAUCUCAAGAUCGAGGUUAUCUCGGUCAGAGGUCCCAGACUCAAACUCCACUUUCAAGGUCGGAGCAUAGCCAGCCUCCACCUCUGCAACACCCACCUCACUCAUCACUUGGAGUGGCAAACCACUCGUUAUACGGCCAACGCCCUCCCCCCGAAGAGCCACCUCACCAUUUCAUGCGCAACCCUCGCGACCGAAGCAUGACUGAGCGUCUCCGAGAAGAGCAGGCACAGGCCCAGGCCCAACACCACGCAGCAAUGCAAAACCGCGACGAACACAUGCGACGAGAAGCCGAGCGAGACAUGCGCGAACGCAACAUGAGAGAGCGCGACAUGCGUGAACGUGAAGCCCGUGACGCGCACCACCACCGAGACAGCUUUAUCAGAGCUAGUCAUGCCAGAGGUGUGCCUCCUCCGCCAGCUGGUGCUGGUUCGGCACCGGGAUCACUGCCCGAUCAGCGCUUACCUCCUACGGGCGAUUGGGUCACGGGCGUGCCUAGACACCCUGGGGAUCGUGGGCCAUGGCAGCGGUAGAUGAUGAUUGAUGAGGGAUGCGUGUCAUAUGUCUCGCCUUUUUUU
Molecule: messenger RNA, 7017 nt
Organism: Bipolaris maydis ATCC 48331
Lineage: Eukaryota; Fungi; Ascomycota; Dothideomycetes; Pleosporales; Pleosporaceae
Source: RefSeq, a predicted model, not a curated record